This is a messenger RNA of Cynocephalus volans (Philippine flying lemur), 1289 nucleotides long. RefSeq names its product GVQW motif containing 3 (gene GVQW3). The transcript has a single exon. The coding region runs from base 475 to 1107 and encodes 210 amino acids. The record is from RefSeq and is a predicted model, not a curated record. Lineage: Eukaryota; Metazoa; Chordata; Mammalia; Dermoptera; Cynocephalidae.
GGGCUGCUCCGGUAGGUUUGGCGUGCGUGAGUGUCUGCGGAUGUAGGGCAAGCUUCCACGCUACACCACCAAUGCAUCUCUCCUUGCUUGCUUAAGUUACUGUCACUUAGACCUCUAUUGCAGAAAUCGCCGUAGGCUCUUAAGGGCCGCGGAAUCGGGACGACCUUGGUGACUGAUUUGCAAACUCCGCAGGUCUGCGUGCAUGAAUUGGACGCAGACGUGGGUGGUAGGAGAUUUCAUUUUUCCCAGCUUUGCAGCUACUCUUUAGCCCCACUAGGUUUUUCAGAACGGGCCUCCCAGCUUCGACUGGAAGCUGAGCGAUGAAUACUCAGAAAAGAUUAAUCUUUAAUGGUGAGACGUUCAGAGGAGCAAGAUUAGCUACAUGAUUACGCCUACAGCCCUAUAGAGAUUGGUUCCUCUGUCUUCCCCUCACAGUCGUGGCCUGUUAACUUUCCUGUGGUGUUUAGUGCCAAAAUGAGUGACCGCUAUUUAGAACAAAGGAUUAGUAUCAAAUUUUGUGUGAAAUUGAACAAGUCUGCAAGUGAGACCCAUCAUCUUUUAAAAGAAGCUUAUGGAGAUGAAGUCAUGUCAAGAGCUAGAGUUUUUGACUGGCACAAAAGGUUUAAAGAAGGGCGGGAAGAUGUUCGAGAUGAUGCCCGAAGUGGUCGUCCAGUCACUCACCGGACGGAUGAGAAUAUCCGGAAGGUCAAGGACUUGGUUUGUUCAAACAGGCAGUUAACAGUGAGAAUGAUGGCUGAAGAAUUAAAUUUAGAUAAAGAAACUGUUAGACGAAUUCUGAAAGAAAACUUGAACAUGAGGAAAGUUUCCGGAAAAGUUACAUCAGGCGUUUUGAAAGAUGAAUCUAAACCUCAAAAACUUGACUUUCGGUCUGUUCUUUCAAAAGAAACUAGGAAAAAUAGCUUAUGUGUGAGGAAGAAAGUACCAACUUCUGAAACAUGGAGUCAUCUCCAGGGUGAAGCUGGUGGGGAAAUGCCUCUGCCUGUGUCCCAUCCCAGAAUCCACUGCCCUGCCAGCCAGCUUCUGCAGGCUUCAUCUUCAACAAGCCCUCCCACCAGGGUAGCCCAGGACUGGGUCACACCCUGGUGAAAGGAAAGUGAGAUAGCUGAACCUGAACUAGGAAGCUGCCUCACUGUUAGACACCAUCUUUUGCUGCUCAUCUAUCUUCCGUCUUCACCAACACUCCUACCUAUGGGUCAUGGCCCUCCCAGUUAUUCUUUGCUGGACUAUUGGGCCAUCUUCCUUGCUGUCCUCCACACCUUUGAAGAACU